AAGAAACCAAUCUCAUCUUCCAAUACCUUCAAACACAAACCUCACGGUUUUCAAAACGUUUGGCCUUAUAAUGGCUUUUCGAGGUUAUCUUCUGACAUUUGUGUUCCUAUGCAUAUUCUUGGCAUCGACCGUUUCCGGGUAUAACUCAAAACACGUGAAAGCGUGGUGCAGCAAAACUCCAAACCCCAAACCAUGCGAGUAUUUCUUAACCCACAACUCCGACCAAAAACCAAUAAAAUCUUUGUCCGAGUUCCUCAAAAUCUCAAUGAAACUAGCUCUAGACCGAGCCAUCCUCGCCAAAUCCCACGCAUCCACACUAGGACCAAAGUGCCGCGACACACGUGAAAAAGCUGCAUGGGAAGAUUGUCUCAAGCUCUACGACUUCACCGUCUCUAAAAUCAACAAGACGAUGGACCCAGACACGAAGUGCUCUAAAACCGACUCUCAAACAUGGCUCAGCACGGCUCUAACCAAUCUCGACACUUGUGAAGCUGGGUUCUUAGAGCUAGGUGUUACCGAUUUUAUCCUUCCUUUGAUGUCAAACAACGUCUCAGAUCUUAUAUGCAAUACACUUGCCAUUAACAAAGUUCCUUUCAACUACACUCCACCGGAGAAAGACGGGUUCCCUUCGUGGGUCAAACCCGGUGACCGGAAGCUUUUGCAAAACUCAACACCUAGAGAUAACGUGGUUGUGGCUAAAGAUGGGUCUGGUAAUUUCAGGACGAUUAAAGAAGCGAUCAACGCUGCUUCGGGGAGUGGUAGGUUCGUGAUAUAUGUGAAGCAAGGCGUUUACAGUGAGAAUCUCGAGAUACAAAAAGAUAAUGUCAUGUUGAGAGGUGAUGGUAAAGGGAGAACGAUUAUCACCGGAAGCAGAAGUGUUGGAGGAGGAUCGACCACGUUUAAGUCAGCUACUGUCGCGGCUGUCGGAGACGGGUUUAUAGCACGUGGAAUAACGUUUAGAAACACAGCGGGAGCGAACAAUGGACAAGCAGUAGCUCUAAGAUCCGGAUCGGAUCUAUCCGUUUUCUACCAAUGCAGUUUCGAAGGUUACCAAGACACACUAUACGUUCACUCUAACCGCCAAUUUUACAGUGACUGCGAUGUUUACGGAACAGUAGAUUUUAUAUUCGGAAACGCAGCCGCUAUUUUCCAAAACUGCAACAUUUUUGCACGUCGUCCACCUGGUCGCACCAACACAAUCACUGCCCAAGGAAGAUCCUAUCCGGAUCAAAACACUGGUAUUAUUAUUCACAACUCUCGUGUCACCGCAGCUUCAGAUCUCCGACCCGUUUUAGGAUCCACCAAAACUUAUUUGGGUCGACCAUGGAGACAAUAUUCUAGGACGGUGUUUAUGAAGACUUCUCUUGAUAGUCUAAUUGAUCCACGUGGAUGGCUUGAGUGGAACGGUAACUUCGCUUUGACAACUUUGUUUUACGGUGAGUUUCAGAAUACGGGUCCGGGUGCUUCGACUUCAAGUCGGGUCACAUGGCCUGGAUUCCGGGUCAUUGGUUCUGCCACUGAGGCUUUGCAGUUUACUGUUGAUAGUUUCAUUGCUGGUAGCUCUUGGAUUCCAUCAUAUGUGCCGUUUACUUCUGGUCUCUAAAGAAAUAUAUCUGAUUAAUUCAAAUAUUAUAUGAUGCAAGUUGUAACGCAAUUGAUUGGUCUAUUACAGAGAAUAAAUAUUGUUUAGUAAGA
Molecule: messenger RNA, 1695 nt
Organism: Brassica napus (rape)
Lineage: Eukaryota; Viridiplantae; Streptophyta; Magnoliopsida; Brassicales; Brassicaceae
Product: probable pectinesterase/pectinesterase inhibitor 17
Exons: 2
Coding region: 71-1603 (510 amino acids)
Biological process (GO): cell wall modification
Molecular function (GO): pectinesterase activity; pectinesterase inhibitor activity
Source: RefSeq, a predicted model, not a curated record